UCAAGUAGUGUCCAACAAUAUGUCAGUUAGUCAGUACGUAAUAGUCCACAAAACUAAAACGAGCUGAAAUUUGUUUUAAUUUGAAGGCCUCUAUGGCACACAUCCGGUAUGAUUUCUCUGUGAUUUAACCCGUUUGUUGGAUUUGUUGAAGUGCUGCUUCCGUGCAGAUCACAUGACAGUCUGCACGCGGAAGCGGUAGCAGCAUGGAGCCCACAGCGAGCAAAGAGCCGGGUCCCGUCAGAGAGCGCCGUGCCUGCCUUACAGAGGCCUAUACGUGUUUGCGGAGGGGAUCAUGUCCCAGCCAAAGGGCUCACGACGUGGCCUCUGCGAUAUUUGUCGGGGUGUGUGGAGGGGUCUCCAGCGGGGACAGAGAGAGUUGUCCUCCAGAGAACCACAGUGACCCCACCGUGGAGCUGAGCUGCAUCAGUAUGUCUCUGCUGGAGAAGAUCAGCUCCGCGCUGAUGUCUGGGAGCCUGCCACCAGCAGCCACCUUAUAUCACGCCGAGGUCCUGACGGGGUUACAAGACAUGGAUCUCAUGUUACAACUUAUCCUUAAUUUCCAAUCCGAUGACCAGAUCAUCUCACACCUAGCUGCAAAGAGCGUGUCAACAUGUGUCUUCUAUCAGCUCCACACAUCUAGCACAGUCUGUCCUGUCUGGCAGCAGAAGUGUGUUCAGGCUUUUUACAGCUCGACCCCCAGCCCUGCUCUGGACAACUGUCUGUGGUCAAUAACUGAUGUCUUCAAAAGACUUCUUCAAGGAGGUCAUCAAGAGAACAUUGCGAAACUUCUGGCAGCUUUUGAUUCCAGCCUGAUGGCUAUUUGUUCAAAGUUUCUUCCUGAAGAGAGAAGUGAGGUACUGCUGUGUUUGGAUGAUGUCCGCCGCAGCAGACGCUGGGGAACAACACUUUGCCUCCUGCUGGAGCUGCUGGAGCUGCUCACCGCAUCGAGUGUGAUCUAUGCAGCUGAUGUCUGUCUGCAGAGUCAGAGAAUAACUUAUACUCACUCCUCAGCCCUCCUGACAAUAAUCGGCGGCUCUUCGCAUUAUUUUGUCAAAAAGCGUGCACUGCUGCUACUGAAGAGAGCUGUGCUUCAGAAGUCCGGAGAGGACUGGGCUCUCGGGGAAGGGCUGUACUUUGGGCCGAAAAACAAGCACCUCCUCGCUGAUAUGAGCACGCUGGCGAAGAGUAUGUUAACAGCAGUGGCUACUAAUUGGUUGCAAAGGGUUCAAGUGGAGUCUAGCUCUUUCUUUGGGGGGACCAGACAUGUCAGAGGAAAGGAAGGCAAAGCAGACUGUGUGAUGCUGAGAGCGCUUGGCCUGCUGCUUCUCAAGUCCUUGGAGCUUUAUAUCCAAACACCUAGCGGAGCAGCAGGAGUGAACAGUGCCUUCGAGGUGUGUGGGUAUCUGCAGAGUGUGUGGGGCUUCCUGAGGCAGGGCAGUUUGCUGAGGACAGAGGUCACACACUGUUGCUGCUGGCUCAGCCUGCUGUUUGGAGAACAGGACGACGACAUGAUGGAGGCAGCUAAAGCUUUGUUUUCCAUUUUCCUCCAUCACAGGCUGUGUUCUGGACUGGAUGACUGUUCUAUGUUGAAGGCAGCCUGUGUCUUUGGAUGCAACCCUCACUGCCACUUCCUGCUGCUGCUUCAGAGCAUCUCCUUCGAUCACAGCAUACUCCUCGACUUUCUCAUCUCCACUGAAACCUGUUUUUUGGAGUACUUUGUGCGGUACCUUAAAUACCUUAGAGCUGACUGGCAGGGCUUCACUGCAGCAUGUGGAAAAACCAGCUUGUUAGAUCACCAUCUUUCUCUGCAGCAAUCACCUACUGCCUUAUGUGGGGGUGAUGUGUUAAAGGUGACUAACAGAGAUCAAGAUCCAUAUCGAUCCAACACCUGUUUUCAGCACACGGGUGCUAUUUCAUCAGCAGGAAUGAUCAGUAUGGCUGCUGGGUUUCACCUUGUAGAGUAUGAUAGUUCUGACGAGUCUGAUACAGAGGAGAUGGAGGUAUCUCAGGGUGCACCAGUGGCAUCUGUAAGUGAGAAAAGCAGAUUCAGUGCUUUGGACAUGAAACUACAAAAAUUAUCGGACUUAACAGGAAUACUGAUUGAACCUAACACCACACCACACAGAAGAGCAGAAGGGCCUCAAGUGCCGGUGUUCCUGAGUGAGCAAACGUCGUGUCCAAACAUGGCACCUGUGUCAGGACAUGUGACUUGUGACACAUUAGCCAGGGUGGUCCUUUGCAUGUCACAUCUCAGAGAGGUGGUGAAGAGGCUGCACACAAAGAAGCUCUUCCCAUACAACCCUUCUUCACUCUUAAGGCUCCUAGAACAAUUAUAAAACUUUUUUAUUUUGUUUUAAGAUUUUAUAAUACAUUCUUUGUUUUCUGAACUAGCUUGUUAUCUAAAUGGUCCAGUGUGUUUCAACCGGUGCAUGCUAGGACUGGCAAGAGGUUUUACUUUCUGGAGGUAUUGUUAAAAAUGUUUUACCCUGUUUUAGGUUUUAAACACAGGCCCGAAAUACACACAUACAAACCAGGAACAUAUGGUUUUUUGAUUAUCAGAUUGAUAACUUUGAUAAUAAUUUCUUCUUUGUGAAAUGUUUCCAGGAGAAAUACUCUUUUAGCAGUACUGGCACAACAAUCAAUACAAGGAUGCAAGUGGAUGAUAUGCAGAAACGGAUCAAAUAAAUAAUAAAUGGACUGUUUUCAUUCAAACCCAUUAAUCCAAUUUUAUUUAUAUAGUCCAAUGUUACAAUUUAGCUUAAAUUAGGGGGCUUAACAAUCUUUAUUAUACAAUACCGUAUGUCCUCGGACCCUUGCAGAGGAUGAGAAAAACAAAAAAACACAUAUGCACUGUGUGCACACUUAUUUGGCAAGUUGUAUUUUUGAGGAUUAUUUUAAUUAUUGAACAACUACAGUGCUCUCUGUCAAUCCGACAUGUUUAUAAACCUCAAGUCUCAAUAUUUAAGAAAGUAAAAGUGAGGUUUUGGCUCUCUUUCUUCAUGUACUGAUGCACUGUUUGCACAAUAACUUUGAGCUGCACACAUACAUGUAAAUACAUUUAACAUUGGGACUCAAAUAUGUAUGUUCAUUUAAUUAAUUUCUUGUUUUAACAGCUACUUACCUGUAUAUAAUUGUAUCUUUCAUUUUAUUAAUCUUGUGUGAAUCUGUACUGUCAUGAUUUUUGAUGAACUGUGUGCACAAUUAAUAUGCAACUAAAGGAAAAACGAAUAUUUGCCCGUCUCACUGUACAAAUAAACUUUUCUGACAUAAAAAAAGA
Gymnodraco acuticeps is the source of this 3277-nucleotide messenger RNA. It is a transcript of the gene lins1, whose product is annotated as lines homolog 1. Bases 204 to 2336 code for a protein of 710 amino acids. Lineage: Eukaryota; Metazoa; Chordata; Actinopteri; Perciformes; Bathydraconidae. The transcript has 6 exons. The record is from RefSeq and is a predicted model, not a curated record.